Messenger RNA from Bolinopsis microptera, 1463 nucleotides. RefSeq names its product alpha-L-rhamnosidase-like. The record is from RefSeq and is a predicted model, not a curated record. Bases 18 to 1379 code for a protein of 453 amino acids. NCBI's taxonomy places the organism in Eukaryota, Metazoa, Ctenophora, Tentaculata, Lobata, Bolinopsidae. The transcript is spliced from 2 exons.
CAAAUAAUUUGUAUUAGAUGAGAAUGACCUGGUUUCAAAUCACACUCUUUGUGGUGAUUGUGGCAGCUAUCGCUCCUCAGUCUCUAGCGGCAAAUGAUGAGAUCUACACUCUCAGAGCUACAUGUGACAAUCAGAUGACUGUAUUUGUGGAUGGAGUGCAGCAGGCAGCGGAAGGACUGGAUAAUUGGUGGACCGAGUCUCGAAUCUCUGUCCCCUCUAACUUCAAAGUUAUUGGUAUCCAAUGUCUGGACUAUGGAGUUAUCCCCGGAAUCCUGGCUUCACUUCAUGAUGAAAACGGGGACGAGGUUUUGGUUACUGAUGAAAGCUGGACCUGUACACAGAAACAAGAAGAAGGAUGGACAGCACCUGGGUUUGAUUCUGGAACAUGGGAAGAAGGAGACGUAAUUGGCCAACACGGAGUUGGACCUUGGGGGGUCAUCGGGCAAAUCUCUAGGAACGCAGGCUGGAUCUGGACCAAAGACCACAAGAUUCAUACAACUGUCUAUUGUCGCUACGAGCCAGUGGUGAGUUACACUCUCAGAGCUACAUGUGACAAUACGAUGACUGUAUUUGUGGAUGGAGUGCAGCAGGCAGCGGAAGGAUUGGAAAAUUGGCCAGUCGAGUCUCAAAUCUCUGUCCCCUCUAACUUCAAAGUUAUUGGUAUCCAAUGUCUGGACUACGGAGUUAUCCCCGGAAUCCUGGCUUCACUUCAUGAUGAAAACGGGGACGAGGUUUUGGUUACUGAUGAAAGCUGGACCUGUACACAGAAACAAGAAGAAGGAUGGACAGCACCUGGGUUUGAUUCUGGAACAUGGGAAGAAGGAGACGUAAUUGGCCAACACGGAGUUAGACCUUGGGGGGUCAUCGGGCAAAUCUCUAGGAACGCAGGCUGGAUCUGGACCAAAGACCACAAGACUUACACAACUGUCUAUUGUCGCUACGAGUCAGUGGUGAGUUACACUCUCAGAGCUACAUGUGACAAUACGAUGAUUGUAUUUGUGGAUGGAGUGCAGCAGGCAGCGGACGGACUGGAUAAUUGGCGAACCGAGUCUCGAAUCUCUGUCCCCUCUAACUUCAAAGAAAUUGUUAUCCAAUGUCUGGACUACGGAGUUAUCCCCGGAAUCCUGGCUUCACUUCAUGAUGAAAAUGGGGACGAGGUUUUGGUUACUGAUGAAAGCUGGACCUGUACACAGAAACAAGAAGAAGGAUGGACAGCACCUGGGUUUGAUUCUGGAACAUGGGAAGAAGGAGACGUAAUUGGCCAACACGGAGUUGGACCUUGGGGGGUCAUCGGGCAAAUCUCAAGAGAUGCAAGUUGGAUCUGGACGGAGGGUCACCAGACUUUCACUACUGUCUACUGCCGAUACGUGAAGGUGUAGAAAAUAAAUUGUGUCCAAUAGUUUUCGGGGUUAGAAUUAGGAUUUUUUCGUUUUAUUUGCCAAUAAUGAUAAACUAUUCAAUGU